AUGACUACAAACAAUAAGUUCCGUGGAUCCGGGUCAGCUAGAUUUGUUAAGAACAGACGGAAUGAAUCCAACUCCCGGUUCCGGUCUAAGGAACCCGUUGAUCCGUAUGUGGCCAAUAAUCCCAUGUUGAAUGACUCCAUCACCAAACAAGAGUUGGUCAGCCGUAUUGACCAAUUAGAUAGCAUUAUGGGGUUUGACCGGAUAGAAAACGGCGAGAACGACGGAACAAAGCCUCGGAAAGGUUGGUUAAUUAAUAUGCAUGGUACAACUAUACCCAGUGACAAUUACCUAGCUGGGUACUCAGGAGUUGACUACUACUUUUUAGGUGAAGAUGGAGGAAGUUUCAAAGCCACGCUUCAAUUAGAUCCGUACUUCUUUCUUAUGUGUUUGCCCGGACACGAGGCCGAGGUUGAAGAGUGGCUACGGAGAGAACUCGAGGCUGCACAUGUGAAGAACAUCACCCGAGAGUUAAAGGACGAUUUGGCAUUACCCAAUCAUUUGGUGGGGCUCCAGAGGCUUUUGAUCAAAGUAUCGUUUCAUAAUGUUUCUGAUUUGUUGACGGGACGAAGGAUCUUAAGUCCGAUCAUCAAGCAGAACCAAUUGAAACGUGACACCAGAGACAUUUAUCUGAUCAUGAACUUUAAUAACAUGAAUAAUGAAACAGGAGCUGCGACAUCUGCAUCGGCGACAUCCACAAUGAUGUCUGAGUCGUUUAAUGAUCCUUCGACUUAUAUUGACGACAUCAGAGAGUACGACGUUCCAUACCAUGUUCGAGUGUCUAUUGACAAGAACAUAAGAGUAGGUAAAUGGUACGAUGUGUAUGUGAGACAUUCUGUGACUUCAUUUGUUGAAGACUCUUCUAGAAUCGCCUUUGCUGAUCCAGUAGUGUUAGCUUUCGAUAUCGAGACCACCAAGGCUCCAUUGAAGUUCCCCGAUGCCAAAAUCGACCAGAUCAUGAUGAUCUCGUAUAUGAUUGAUGGUGAAGGGUUUCUUAUCACCAAUAGAGAAAUCAUCUCUCAAGAUAUUGAUGAUUUCGAGUACACUCCUAAACCGGAAUACCCCGGGUUAUUCACCAUCUUCAAUGAACCGGACGAAAAGCGUUUAUUGAUGAGGUUCUUUGAACACAUUAGAGAUGUUAGACCCACAGUUAUAGCCACAUUCAACGGAGACUUUUUUGAUUGGCCAUUCGUGGAGAAUAGAACUCGAUAUCACGACAUGGACAUGUUUGAAGAGAUUGGGUUUGCAAAGGAUAACGAAGGAGAAUAUAAAUCCAAAUAUUGUGUACAUAUGGAUUGUUUCCGAUGGGUUAAAAGAGAUUCAUAUUUACCUCAAGGGUCACAAGGUUUAAAAGCCGUGACUACAGCUAAAUUAGGGUAUAACCCCACUGAAUUAGAUCCAGAAUUAAUGACUCCUUAUGCUUAUGAACAUCCACAAUUAUUAUCUGAAUAUUCAGUUUCGGAUGCUGUGGCAACAUACUAUUUAUAUUUCAAGUAUGUUCACCCAUUCAUCUUUUCGUUGUGUACCAUUAUUCCUUUAAGUCCAGAUGAAGUGUUACGGAAAGGUACGGGGACGUUAUGUGAGAUGCUUUUAAUGGUUCAGGCAUAUGAAAAGGGGAUUUUAUUACCCAAUAAACAUAGUGAUCCCAUUGAAAGGUUUUAUGAAGGACAUCUUUUAGAAUCAGAAACUUAUGUUGGUGGUCAUGUGGAAUCAUUGGAAGCCGGAGUAUUCCGAUCAGACAUUGCCAAUGAUUUUAGAAUUGACCCUAAAGCAUGUGAUGAAUUAAUUAGUGAAUUACAUGAUUCAAUCAAGUUUUGUAUUGAAGUGGAGAAUGGCAAGAAGGUAUCUGAUGUUGAAAACUAUCAAGAAGUUUAUGAUGAGAUUAAAGGCCAAUUAGAAGCACUUAGAGACCAACCUAAUAGAAGAGAAAACCCUUUGAUAUACCAUGUUGAUGUGGCAUCCAUGUAUCCAAAUAUCAUGACUUCAAACAGAUUACAACCUGAUUCCAUGAAAACAGAAGAAGAUUGUGCAGCUUGUGAUUUCAAUAGACCAGGUAAAAAUUGUGAUAGAAGAUUGGAAUGGGCUUGGAGAGGUGAAUAUUUCCCUACUGAAAUGAAUGAAUAUUCUAUGAUCAAAAGAAGUUUGCAAAAUGACAAGUUCCCACCUUCCAGACCUUGGUUGCCGCAAAGAACUUUUGAUGAAUUAUCUUAUACUGAGCAAGCAAGUCAUAUUAAGAAACGAUUAGGAGAUUAUUCCAGAAAGGUUUAUCAUAGAAUCAAGCAAACCACCACCAUUAAACGUGAAGCCAUUAUUUGUCAACGAGAAAACCCAUUCUAUGUUAAUACUGUUAGAAGUUUUAGAGAUAGAAGAUAUGAGUUUAAGACUUUGGCUAAAGUAUGGAAGGGUAAAGCUUCUAAAUUGGGUAAUGAUGUUCAUGCUAAAGAUGAAGCCAAAAAAAUGAUUAUCUUGUAUGACUCUUUACAACUUGCUCAUAAGGUUAUUUUGAAUUCCUUCUAUGGUUAUGUCAUGAGGAAAGGUUCCAGAUGGUACUCAAUGGAGAUGGCCGGUAUCACUUGUUUAACUGGGGCUACAAUCAUCCAGAUGGCUCGUUCAUUGGUGGAAAGAUUGGGGAGACCUUUGGAAUUGGAUACUGAUGGUAUUUGGUGUAUUUUACCCACUUCAUUCCCUGAGAAUUUCCAUUUGAAAUGUAAAGAUGGUAAGAAGAUCUUUUUAGAGUAUCCUUGUUCGAUGUUAAAUUUCCGAGUCCAUCAAAAGUUUACCAAUCAUCAAUAUCAAGACUUGGUCGAUAAUGAUACUUUCAAGUAUACUACUAAAUCCGAUAACUCAAUUUUUUUCGAAGUGGAUGGUCCUUAUAAGGCGAUGAUUUUACCCACUUCAAAGGAAGAAGGUAAAGGCUUAAAGAAGAGAUAUGCAGUUUUCAAUGAUGAUGGAUCGUUAGCUGAAUUGAAGGGGUUUGAAUUGAAAAGAAGAGGUGAACUACAAUUGAUUAAAAAUUUCCAGUCGGAUAUUUUCAAGUUAUUUUUGGAAGGUGAUACUUUAGAUAAUUGUUAUAAAGCAGUGGCAUCUGUUGCUAACAAUUGGUUGGAUGUUUUAGACACCAAGGGUGGGAUGUUGGAAGAUGAAGAUUUGAUUGAACUUAUUUGUGAAAAUAGAAGUAUGUCAAAGAGUUUACAAGAAUAUGGGACUCAAAAGUCCACUUCUAUUACUACAGCCAAAAGAUUAGGGGAAUUUUUGGGUGAAGAAAUGGUUAAAGAUGCUGGGUUAGCAUGUAAGUAUAUUAUUAGUGCCAAACCCAUAGGAUCUCCAGUGACUGAAAGAGCCAUUCCGGUGUCAAUUUUUUCAUCUGAUAAAAAGGAAAUGUUUCUUAAAAAAUGGUUAAAGGAUCCUUCAUUAACCGAUUUUGAUCCCAGAAGUGUUAUUGAUUGGAGUUAUUAUCACGAAAGAUUAUCAUCCGUGGUUCAAAAAAUUAUUACUAUACCUGCUGCUCUACAGGGAGUUAAGAAUCCUGUUCCUCGGGUGGUUCAUCCUGAUUGGUUAAAGAGAAAGAUCGCUGUAAGAGAAGAUUCUAAGCAACAAAGUCAUAUUUCAUCAUUCUUUAAUGCUAUCACCACUAAAAGUGAAAGAGCAAUUAAAGAUAUUGAAGAUUUUAAUAAUGAAUUUGAUUCAAAUAUGAAACCGAAAAUCGCCAGAGUCACUACUAGGAAGAGAAAGAAUGCCAAACUUCAUGAUACUGAAACAGCAGAAGAAGAAGCAUAUCAUACAGCUAUAUUAAAUGGCCCAUGUCCUUCUAUGUUUGAAGAUUAUAGUGGAUUUUUAGAGUAUCAAAAGGCCAAAUGGUCUCUUCAAGAGAAGAAUAGAUUACAACGAAGAAGAUUGUUUGGUGAAAAUACCGAAGGAACUCAUAGGUCCACAGUUGGAAAUAUGAUGAGACGUCAAGCAGAAAGUAUUAGUGGAUCUAAUUGGGAGAUAUUACAGUAUACUUCUAGUGGGAAACCUGGAGAAAUUAAAGUGUUUGUGAAUAUCGACGAUAAAAUCCAUACCUUUAUAUUUCACAUCCCCAAGAAAAUUUAUGGGUCCUUUAAAACAGAACUUUCGCUGAAAAGAACCAUUCAAAAUUGUCAAAUCGAUAACAGUAAUGCCAUUUUACCCAAUGGUCAUGAUGGAACUUGGCUAUAUAAGUUUACCAUGCCUGAAACUGUUUAUCAAGAGGAAUUAAAUAAGGUUGGAGGCUUAUUACAAGAUCCCAACGUUAUAGGGCUUUAUGAAACUCAAGUCGAUUCAAUUGCCAGGGCAGUAAUCGAGUUGGGGAACACCAUUUCCUUUGAUGAUACCAGAGUUGGGUCCUUGGGAAAGGGAUUGAAAAAUGGGUUCAAUUUUAAAGAUUUACAACGAGUUCAACUACCCAAUGACAACAAAUACAUGGCGAAAUUCCGAAUGGAUAUUAUUUAUAUUCUUCAUUUGGUGGUUAAUGGUUAUGAAAUUUAUGUUAUAUUUAAAACCUGGGAACAAGACGGUCGAAUCUUCAUAUUAAAACCCAAUACGAAUGCUCAAGAGAUCCUUUCCAAUAUCAAUAAGGUCUAUGAAGAGUCAUACAUGGUGAAAAAGAAAAAAGUUUCGACUAAGAUCAUUGCUUAUCAAAGUUCUAUUGAAUUCGAAACCACAUACCAUACGGAAGAAGCCAAACUAUUUAAGCAUUUGAACCAGUACAUUAAUAAGAUCCAAUCCGAGGGAAGAAGAGGAAACAAGUGUCUUUUGGCUAUUCAAUCUACCACUAUAUCCAAAAUCUUAAAUGGGUGUAAUGCUUGUUCCGGGUUCCCACUAAUUAAAAUGAACGGUAAAGAAUUAUCAUUACCACCAGUAGGUUGGCAACAAUUAAUAUCCAAACGAGUGGUGAAUCAUUACUUUGUGCUUGGAUCUUGGAUUGAAAACUUAAUAUCGCUUGCCAGAUAUGGGAAUAUUCCCUUGUGUAACCUUGAGGUUGAUAAUAUGGGCCAUUUGAUUGACAUUGAAUACUCCCGAAGAUUAAUAGACAACAACAUUGUUCUUUGGUGGUCUCCGAACCCAUUACCUGAUUUGGGAGGCAUUGAAAACGAUUCUUUACCUGAUUAUGAUAGUUUGAACUUCCCUAUUAUCAACAAUCCAGAAAUAUAUGAAAGUGCCUGUCUUGAAAUUGAUAUUGGAACAUUAACCAUCAAUACCAUUUUAACCAGUUCGUUAAUUAAUGAAGCAGAGGGUGCAGAAUUGGCAGAUGACAUUAUAGUUGGUGACAAGAGUAACGGAGGGUCCACUAUAGCUGAAGAUUUCUUUUCUGUACCAGCUUUGAACACCUUAAGAUCAAUGGUUAAGAAGUGGUGGGACGAUGCAUUGAAAGGUAGCAAUAAUGCAGACUCCAUGAUGAAUAAUUUGGUUACCUGGGUUCAAAGAAGAGACUCGUAUUUGUACUCGUUUGCAUUACACUAUCAUGUUCAUAAUUUGACUGUUAAAUCGUUGUUACAAUUAAUCGGAGAGUUCAAAAAAAUGAAUGCCAUGGUGAUCUUUGCUAAUAGAAACAAACUCUUGGUUAAAACAACCAAAGUUUCCGUGGAAAAUUCAUAUGCUUAUGGUCAAUACCUUUUGAAAGCUGCUCGAUCCAAACCAAUGUUUAAUUUCCUUGACUUGACCAUCUCAAGAUAUUGGGACAUUUUAAUAUGGAUGGACGAAUACAAUUAUGGUGGGAGAUGCUGUUAUGCUAUUACCAGUAAUGAAGUCCAAGAUUUGGAGCCAGUCAACCAAUGGCAAUUGAAAAAUUACUUGCCCAUUCUUUAUCAGAAUGAGUUUGAAGAUUGGCUCGUGAUAUUUCUUGAUUCCAUAACCAAAAUGAAGAACGAAUCGUUAUCUUCUACCACCAAUGGUACGCAAAGAAUCACCCAAAUCCAGCACAUUUUGAACGGUCAACGGAAACUCGAGAAUAGCACCGACAUCAGUAACGACGGUCCUGAUGCCGAGCACAGUGUGAUUGAAAUCUUUAGAGGACCAUUUGAAAAGAGAAUCAAGCGGUUAUACAAACGUCAAAUCGAGUCGAUCUUGAACCCAGAAAUGAAGGAAGAAUACACCUUCCCUCAAUUACCUGGUUCCUAUUUAUCCAUGAAGAAUCCUACGUUGGAGUUGGUCAAGUUUUUGUGUGCAAUCUUUGGGUUGUCAACCAAACGGACCAUUGAAACCAGAAUGCUAAGGAAAGACUUGUUGGCGUUGUUUGAAGUGAAAGAGUUUAGCCCCGAGGCUCAAUUCAAGUACCCUUCAACGUCUUUAAAGGUUCCUCACGUUAUAUGUGAUUAUUGUAAUUACAUUAGAGACCUUGACUUUUGCCGUGACGAGCCAGAGCUGCUUUGGAGCUGCAAAAACUGUCAAAGACCUUAUCAUCGGGUAUCACUCGAGGAAGAACUCAUUGGCCAAUACCAAAAGCUUAUCGUACGGUUCUUACACCAAGACUUGGUAUGUUCAAAGUGUAAGCUGGUGAGAGCAGAUAAUAUGAGUGAGUUCUGUAAGUGUUCGGGUCCUUGGACAGAGACGGUGAAUUAUUUGGAGGUGGAGAAGAAAAUCCAAACGUUUACGAAUGUUGCAAAGGCGUAUAAACUUGAACUUCUUCAAGGUGUGUUAACAGAGUAA
This is a messenger RNA of Lizanozyma spartinae, 6663 nucleotides long. It is a transcript of the gene POL2, whose product is annotated as DNA polymerase epsilon catalytic subunit. Gene Ontology annotation, cellular component: nucleus; epsilon DNA polymerase complex. The transcript has a single exon. Gene Ontology annotation, molecular function: single-stranded DNA 3'-5' DNA exonuclease activity; nucleotide binding; DNA binding. The coding region runs from base 1 to 6663 and encodes 2220 amino acids. Gene Ontology annotation, biological process: mitotic cell cycle; DNA replication; DNA replication proofreading. Lineage: Eukaryota; Fungi; Ascomycota; Pichiomycetes; Serinales; Debaryomycetaceae. The record is from RefSeq and is a predicted model, not a curated record.